AUGCCUCCCAGUACAUCCCCAGACCAUGCCGCACUCCUCCAUGCUCUCACAAACACCACCCUCCAUGCCCUCACAAAACGGGCAGACUCCGUCCCCAACACAUUUCAGACAAACACCAUCAUCGGCGCAUGCGUAAUGUUCUUGGCUAUCCUCAUAGCUUGGAACAUCCCCAUCCUGAGGGAUGUCAUAGCAGGGCUGAAGCUAUUCACCGUUGGCCUCCAUGAACUAUUUCACCUAUCGGCUGGGCUAUUAUGUGGCGGGCAAGUGGUCAGCAUCUGUAUCGAUCCGAACGAUGGAGGCGCUACUCAUGUAAUGGGUCUCAUGCGAACCACCCCACGAAUUCCGAGAGAUCCAUACGCUAUGCCGACAUAUCCUCAAAUGUUCUGGAGUCCUUCGGCUCUGAUUACCUUGUCUUCUGGGUACAUCGGGUCAUCCAUAAUUGGUUUUCUUUUUGUCUUUUGCGGGUUCGACAUUGUGGCUUCCAAAGCAUGUGCUCUAGUCAUACACUUUGGCUUACUAGUGCCAAUCAUGCGCGCCGACCACUGGAUAGCCUUUGCCAGCAUCAUUGUCUGCGAGGCCGUUCUCGUUGGGCUAUGGUUCGGCGACCACGGAAAUGCUCUUCGCUUCUAUGUCAUCUUCGUCGGCAUGAUGAAUCUAUUCUACGUCGUUUGGGACUAUAUUGACGAGAAGCUGUUCGACAAACGCAACACCUCUGAUUGCGCCCAGUUUUCAGAACUGCUGGGAUGGCCCACAAGCUCUUGGGCCAUACUAUGGUUCAUCUAUGAUGUGUUGGUGUUUACGAGCGCAAUAUUUGCUGGUAUCAUUGUUUUCCGAAGAACAAACGAUCAAAUGUAUGCUGAGGCGUGA
Cryptococcus wingfieldii CBS 7118 is the source of this 867-nucleotide messenger RNA. RefSeq lists its product as hypothetical. The transcript is spliced from 10 exons. NCBI's taxonomy places the organism in Eukaryota, Fungi, Basidiomycota, Tremellomycetes, Tremellales, Cryptococcaceae. Bases 1 to 867 code for a protein of 288 amino acids. The record is from RefSeq and is a predicted model, not a curated record.